AUGAAAUUUUCUUUCCUGAUUUUAUUCCUCAACAUUUCUCUCUCAAGUUCUGACAACUUCGAGGAUAAACUCAUGGAAUUUGAACAAUUAAGACUUGGCGGAUUUCUUGAAUAUGUACGAUUUUUCAACGAUAAACCUGAAAGGCUCACAAAUUACACCGAUUUACUCAAAGAAAAUGUGGAUUAUUUGAACUAUAAGAUUUUCGAAUUCAUCAUGAAAAAUGAAACCGCUAAAGCUCUCAAGUUUUUUGCUCCAGAUUUUAUUUAUAUUGAGAGAGGAACCCCGGAAACUGUCUCAAGGUUAUUUGAAACAAUUCGAAAAUAUUCGAAAUAUUUAACUUUUCCCGCUUCGAAAUUAUUUCAUGUCAAUUACACCAUUUCGGAAUCUCAAUUUUCUUCGCUGAAACUCGAAUAUUAUGUGCAUUUUGGAACGAAGGAAUGCAAAACUAUCACUGAAAAUAUUGAAAAACGCCCAGGUUUUCAUAUAUUUCUCACUUCUGUUGAUCUAAAAUGCCGGGAAGUUUGGAUUUGCCCAAAUUGUUAAUUUUUAUUCUAUAAAAAAAAAUAAAGUGAUGAAAUGCAGACACAUUUAUCAAUGCAAUUUUGAAGCGAAGCGCUCGUGGCCUCCUUAGCUCAGUUGGUAGAGCGUGAGACUUUUAAUCUUAAGGUCAGGGGUUCGAGUCCCCUAGGUGGCUUGAUUUUUUGGUUUUUCUCAUGAUUUAUUUGUUUUUCGAUUUUAUCAGACAGAUUCCAAAUCAUUUUCAAAUUCCAAAUGUUGAAAUUUCUCCCGCUUCUAAUUUUGAUGAUAAAACUAGUCGAUUCACAACCAGAUGUUCUUAGAUUAGUCGCAAGUUUCUCUCAGUCAAUAUAUCUCAAAAAUUACAAACUUUUUCGAGAAGUAGUUGCGCCAAUUUACUCAAUAGUUGAUGUAAAUGGAACGAGAAAAUCGAUGUCGAGAUCAUUUAUUUUCUAUCGAGCAAAAAUGGCGCCUGGAGAUAUUUCAUUAAGAGAAUUAACACUUUACGGAAGGAAAAAAUCAACCGAAAAUGAAGGGGAAUUUGAAAGUAAAGCGCUUGUAUCUAGGAACGGUUGCGAAAUGUACAUUUAAGUUCAGAAAAUAUGGAACUCAAUAUAAAAUCUUCGAAGAAGUUCACACUUCAAUAAACCCAGAUCAUCAAUAUCCGAGAAGUUCAAUAUUUAUAAAUGAUAGUGCAAUUGAUAAAAAUGAAUUUGCUUGGAAUAUCGCAAAACAUCUAACAAAAGGUUAUGAGAAAUGUAUAAGAUACAAAAAUCGAGAAUUACUAUCAAAAUUUUUGAAAACCCCUUAUCAAAUAACUUUCACUGAUCACUGGAGAAACAUUCAUGUCCAAGAAUAUCCGAAUCAUGAGAUGGUUAAUAGUUAUGUUCAAGUAAAUGGUAAAGUUCCAAUCGGCUCAUUUAUUAUCACUAGAGCGAUUUUGCAUUCGAAUUGGAGUGUAGAGUUUGAUGCGCAUUAUAAUCAUUUGAGAAAUACAUUUUUGGCUGAAACUGCGUGGCAUGGUUAUAUGAUUGUGUCGGAGAUACAAAACGCUGUUGUUGUGCAUAGUAAACCUGUUUUUGAUGGGUUGAAUCUUAUGGAGGGAAAUUAUAAAUACAUUUUUGAUAUUGGAUAA
Caenorhabditis angaria is the source of this 1651-nucleotide messenger RNA. Lineage: Eukaryota; Metazoa; Nematoda; Chromadorea; Rhabditida; Rhabditidae. The record is from the annotation of a GenBank genome assembly.